Molecule: messenger RNA, 1813 nt
Organism: Spodoptera litura
Lineage: Eukaryota; Metazoa; Arthropoda; Insecta; Lepidoptera; Noctuidae
Product: myrosinase 1-like
Biological process (GO): carbohydrate metabolic process
Molecular function (GO): beta-glucosidase activity
Source: RefSeq, a predicted model, not a curated record
GUCCGAUUCCGUUUGACAGUCGGUGAGGUGUUCCUACACUGAAAUCAUGUUCAAUAUUGUUUUAAUACUGUUCGGUGUUCUAGUCGGUAGCGGGUAUGGAGCACAGCUACCUCCAGGGUUCAAGUUCGGAGCCGGCACCUCAGCACUACAGAUAGAAGGCGGCUGGAACGCCAGUGAUCGAGGAGAAAGCAAUUGGGACAGAUACCUGCAUCUGUUCCCUGACACCAUCGAUGGUAAUGGUGACGUGGCGUGUGACUCCUACCACCUGUGGCGGAGGGACGUACAGAUGUGUGAGGAGGUGGGGCUGGACAUGUACAGAUUCUCAAUAGCCUGGUCUCGUCUACUGCCCACCGGUCUUCCUAACUACAUCAGCGAGGAUGGGAAGAACUACUACAACAACCUGAUCGAUGGUCUACUGGAGAAAGGGAUCGAACCGGUUGUUACUCUGAACCACUUCGAUCUGCCACAACGACUUCAGUAUCUUGGAGGCUGGACCAACCCGCUCAUCUCCGACUGGUUUGCUGAAUAUGCGAGAGUCGCAUUCUCCCUGUACGCGGAUCGAGUGAAGAUAUGGCUGACGGUGAACGAGCCACAAAUCCUCUGUGACUCAGGGUAUAAUAAUGGGACGGUCCCAUAUAUUAACGAUCCGAAGUUCGGUCGGUACAUCUGCAGUAAGAAUGUGCUGUUGGCACAUGCGAAGGCUUACAGGAUCUAUGAUAAAGACUUCAGGCAUUUGUAUCAUGGUAAAGUGACCAUCGUCUUCUUGUUCCUCUGGUUAGCACCAGCAACAGAAAAUGACACCGAAGUUACCAACCUCGCUCGCCAAUACAUUGAAGGAAGAUACGGUCACCCCGUCUACUCCAAAGAAGGAGGCUGGCCGAAGGAAUUGGAAGAAAUUUUAGCCAACAACAGUAGAAACGAGGGAUACGUACAACCUAGACUUCCACCUUUCACUGAGGAAGAGAAAGAACUGGUCAAAGGUACCUUCGACUUUUAUGCCCUAAAUCACUAUUCCAGCCUUCUGGUCAGGAAAGCGAAGCCUGGUGAGGCUAUUGGCAAGACACUAGUCGACGGCAUCGAAGAGUUGGGGAUAGUGUUAGAGGCAGAUCCCUCGUGGGAGAAGGGUGACAUCAAAUGGUUAACGGUGCAUCCUGAAGGUCUACGUCAGCAGCUGAACUAUUUGAAGAACACAUACAAUCUUUCAGAGAUCAUGAUCACUGAAAACGGAUUUUUCAGUAGCAAUGCGUCUCUGAAUGAUGUCAGAACUGUGAACUAUACUAGAAAAUAUUUGGAACAAGUGGCACUCGCAAUCCAAGAUGGCGUCAACGUCACAGCAUAUUUCCACUGGUCUCUAAUGGAUAACUUCGAUAAAGGAUAUGAUGCCAAAUUUGGACUUUAUGCAGUUGACUUUACGGAUGCAAAUCGCACGAGAACGCCACGCCUGUCUUCUAGAUAUUACUCCAAGGUCAUUAAAACUCAUUGCACAGAUCCUGAAGACUAUUGAGUUAUUAGUAAAAGUAAGAAAGAUAGAAAGAGAAAGCGAGAUAUGUAUAGGGAAGGUCAAUAAAUUAAAAAAAAACUUUGUAUCUAUGCAGAUUCAGGGCUUGAUCCUUAGAAUUUCCGAGCUAUGCAACUAUUGGUCGAUUAUUAUAACGAUAUUUUAUUGAGAAAUUCUUAAAACCUGCUUUUAAUCUGAAAUUCUACCUGCCCAGUGUGCGUUCAUGUGUACGUUUAUAUUGUAUUAUAGUACCUGGAUGACCGAGGUUUGUUCGGUGUUUUUAGUACACAUUAUUUUAGAAAAAAAUUAGAAAGA